GAUGUCUGACAUGGAGGAUGAUUUCAUGUGCGAUGAUGAGGAAGACUACGACCUGGAAUACUCUGAAGACAGUAACUCAGAGCCCAACGUGGAUUUGGAAAAUCAGUACUAUAAUUCCAAAGCCCUGAAAGAAGAUGACCCAAAAGCAGCACUCAGCAGCUUCCAAAAGGUUUUGGAACUCGAAGGUGAGAAGGGAGAAUGGGGAUUCAAAGCGCUAAAACAGAUGAUCAAGAUUAACUUCAAGCUGACAAACUUUCCAGAAAUGAUGAACAGAUAUAAGCAACUAUUGACCUAUAUUCGGAGUGCAGUCACCAGGAACUACUCUGAAAAGUCUAUUAACUCUAUCCUUGACUAUAUCUCCACUUCUAAACAGAAUUCUGAUUUUUUAUGUCAGAUGGAUUUACUGCAGGAAUUUUAUGAAACAACACUGGAAGCUUUGAAAGAUGCUAAGAAUGAUAGACUGUGGUUUAAGACAAACACAAAGCUUGGAAAAUUAUAUUUAGAACGAGAAGAAUAUGGAAAGCUUCAAAAAAUUUUACGCCAGUUACAUCAGUCUUGUCAGACUGAUGAUGGAGAAGAUGACCUGAAAAAAGGUACCCAGUUAUUAGAAAUCUAUGCUUUGGAAAUUCAAAUGUACACGGCACAGAAGAACAACAAAAAGCUUAAAGCGCUCUAUGAGCAGUCACUUCAUAUCAAGUCUGCCAUCCCUCACCCACUGAUCAUGGGUGUCAUCAGAGAAUGUGGUGGUAAGAUGCACUUGAGAGAAGGUGAAUUUGAAAAGGCACACACUGAUUUUUUUGAAGCUUUCAAGAAUUAUGAUGAAUCAGGAAGCCCGAGACGAACCACUUGUUUAAAAUAUUUGGUCUUAGCAAAUAUGCUAAUGAAAUCAGGAAUAAAUCCAUUUGACUCGCAAGAGGCCAAGCCGUAUAAAAAUGAUCCAGAAAUUCUAGCAAUGACAAAUUUAGUAAGUGCCUAUCAGAACAAUGACAUCACCGAGUUUGAAAAGAUUCUGAAAACAAAUCACAGCAACAUCAUGGAUGAUCCUUUCAUAAGAGAACACAUUGAAGAGCUUUUACGAAACAUCAGAACACAAGUCCUCAUAAAGUUAAUUAAGCCUUACACAAGAAUACAUAUUCCUUUUAUUUCUAAGGAGCUAAACAUAGACGUAGCUGAUGUGGAAAGCUUGCUGGUGCAGUGCAUACUGGAUAACACUAUUCAUGGCCGAAUUGAUCAAGUCAACCAGCUCCUUGAACUGGAUCAUCAGAAGAGGGGUGGUGCCCGAUAUACUGCACUAGAUAAAUGGACCAACCAACUAAACUCUCUGAACCAGGCUGUGGUCAGUAAACUGGCUUAACGGAGAGCAAGCUUUGCAGACGUGCUUAUGGCAACAGUGCAGAGAUGCGAUCCUUGCGGACUGGAAAGGCAGAACUCCUGUGGGUUGGUGUGUCCUGAAAGUGACUGGAGUUAUGGCAGAAGGGCUUUUUUGAUCAACUGGUUUGUGUAUUGCUGCUGCAUUUAUCCCAAGAAAAACAGCUUUAAUCUCCAGAAGAAAACCAAAACACAAUGGGAUUUAUGCUGUGUUGACACCUUGCCCUAAACAUACAACACCAUAGUAAUUUGUCAUGGGCAACAUGACCAGAGAGAUUUUUGUCAUGAUUUUAAAUACACUGACACGCUACUGUUGGUUAAAUUUAAACAUGUUGUACCUGCAGAAAUUCUCUCACAAAUAACCUGCAAUAACUUGAAAUUCAUACCCUUUUGAACACUUCCUUUUCUCAUGUAUAAAUGAAAAUGUUUGCUGCAUUUUGCAAAAUGUCAAUUCUCCAAAACUGUGUCCGUCUACUUCUGUACUUGCAGCUAGUAAAGGUUAGAUGACCCGUACCCUCCGUGGCACACCGUCACCUAGGGCUCAAGCAGCAAAAUAAACAGUGCAGCUCAGAA
This is a messenger RNA of Rattus rattus (black rat), 1941 nucleotides long. Its product is annotated as COP9 signalosome complex subunit 2-like. Gene Ontology annotation, molecular function: protein binding. Bases 2 to 1354 code for a protein of 450 amino acids. Gene Ontology annotation, biological process: protein deneddylation. The record is from RefSeq and is a predicted model, not a curated record. The transcript has a single exon. Gene Ontology annotation, cellular component: COP9 signalosome. NCBI's taxonomy places the organism in Eukaryota, Metazoa, Chordata, Mammalia, Rodentia, Muridae.